AGCUGGGAGACGGGGGUGGCCUCCAUGAUGCAGAACAGUCACAGUGGAGUAAACCAGCUGGGAGGUGUGUUUGUGAAUGGCAGACCUCUACCUGACUCUACCAGGCAGAAGAUAGUGGAACUGGCUCAUAGCGGAGCUCGACCAUGUGACAUCUCCAGGAUACUACAGGUCUCUAACGGAUGUGUGAGUAAGAUCUUGGGCCGGUAUUACGAAACGGGUUCCAUCCGACCCCGGGCCAUCGGAGGGAGCAAACCCAGGGUGGCGACACCGGAGGUGGUGGGAAAGAUCGCUCAAUACAAGAGAGAGUGUCCAUCCAUCUUCGCCUGGGAGAUCAGAGACCGGCUGCUGGCAGAGGGCGUCUGCACUAACGACAACAUUCCCAGUGUAUCGUCGAUAAACCGAGUCUUAAGGAACCUGGCCAGUGACAAGCAGCAGAUGGGGGCGGUGGGGGCUGAAGGCAUGUUUGACAAACUCAGGAUUCUCAAUGGACAAAGCAAUUGGGGCGGACGCUCGGGGUGGUACCCUGGUACUACACUAACAAGCUCUGCAGAAUGUCCUCCAGUGGCAGGAGGAGAGAACACCAUCUCUGUGACCUCUAAUGGUGAAGACUCUGAAGAAACUCAGAUGAGGCUUCAGCUGAAGAGGAAACUCCAGAGGAACAGAACGUCUUUCACACAGGACCAGAUAGAGGCACUGGAGAAAGAAUUUGAAAGGACUCACUAUCCAGAUGUGUUUGCCCGAGAACGCCUUGCUGCCAAAAUAGACCUUCCUGAGGCACGAAUACAGGUUUGGUUUUCCAACAGACGAGCAAAGUGGAGGAGAGAAGAGAAGCUGAGAAAUCAGCGACGUCAAGCUUCCAGCUCGUCCAGCCACAUCCCCAUCAGCAGCAGCUUCAGCACCAGUGUUUACCAGCCUCUGCCUCAGCCCGCUACCACAGUUUCCUUCUCCUCAGGAUCGAUGUUGGGCCGGUCGGACUCGGUUCUGUCCAGCAGCUACGGCCUGCCGCCCGUGCCCAGCUUCAGCAUGGCAGCGAGCCUGCCCAUGCGAGCAUCAGGUCAGACCUCUUACUCUUGCAUGCUGCCCACCAGCCCAACAGUAAACGGGAGAAGUUAUGAGACAUACACCCCCCCACACAUGCAGCCACACGUCAACAGCCAGUCAAUGAGCUCCUCGGCAACAACAUCAGCAGGUCUGAUUUCCCCUGGAGUUUCAGUUCCAGUCCAAGUUCCAGGAAGUGAAGCAGACAUGUCACAGUACUGGCCACGCCUACAGUAA
Molecule: messenger RNA, 1275 nt
Organism: Myripristis murdjan (pinecone soldierfish)
Lineage: Eukaryota; Metazoa; Chordata; Actinopteri; Holocentriformes; Holocentridae
Product: paired box protein Pax-6
Exons: 10
Coding region: 25-1275 (416 amino acids)
Biological process (GO): regulation of transcription by RNA polymerase II; anatomical structure development
Molecular function (GO): DNA-binding transcription factor activity, RNA polymerase II-specific; RNA polymerase II cis-regulatory region sequence-specific DNA binding
Source: RefSeq, a predicted model, not a curated record